AUGGCCACGAGCAGCACCAGCGACCCCGCGGUUCUGGGCAACGGCAGCGUCUUGUCGAGCACCGUGGGCCCGGGCGUCGUGGCAGCCAACGACGGAGAGGUCGCUGUGCAGCAGCUCCCGUCCAAGGAAGCACCAAGAGCAAAAGCGAGUCCGAAUGGCUGCCUGCAACUCAACGGUACCAUCAAACCAUCUUUUCUGCCUCUAGUCAACCAAAGAACUCAGCAGAUGUUGCAAUGCUGCCACCCUUGCCCAUACCACCACCCUUUAAGUAGCCAUAAUAACAAGCAAGAAUGUCAUUCAGUGGUUGGCAGCUCAGCACCGUCUCCUGUGACUUCGUGCUGCCUGCAGCCACAUACUGAGUAUUCAGCAUCUAUUUGCCAAAAACACGCACCCAUCUAUCAGCCUGCGUGCUGUCUGCAGCCCUCGCCGUCCUUCUGCCUUCACCAUCAAUGGCCUGAUCAUUUUCAGCAUCAGCCUGUGCAGCAACAUAUAGCCAGGAUAAGACCAGCCAGACCGUUCAAAUUACCAAAAAGCUACGCCGCGCUCCUCGCCGACUGGCCCGUGGUGGUGCUGGGCAUGUGCACCGUGCUCAUCGUGGUGUGCGCCCUCGUGGGGAUCCUAGUGCCAGAGCUGCCCGACUUCUCCGACCCGCUGCUGGGUUUUGAACCAAGAGGGACAGCAAUAGGACAGAGAUUGGUCACAUGGAAUAACAUGGUGAAAAACACAGGGUACAAAGCAACACUGGCAAAUUAUCCUUUCAAGUAUGCAGAUGAGCAGGCUAAAAGUCAUCAGGAUGACAGAUGGUCAGAUGAUCACUACGAAAGAGAGAAGAGGCAAGCAGACUGGAACUUCCACAAAGAUACCUUUUUCUGCGAUAUUCCAAGUGACCGCUAUUCACGAGUGGUAUUUACUUCAACAGAGGGAGAGAAUUUGUGGAAUUUGAAUGCAAUUAAGUCAAUGUGCAAUGUAGAUAACUUGAGGAUCCGAUCCCAUUCCCAAUUUGGUGAUCUCUGCCAGAGAGCCACUGCUGCUUCGUGCUGUCCCAGCUGGACACUGGGCAAUUAUAUUGCCAUUUUAAACAACAGGUCAUCAUGUCAAAAAAUUGUAGAACGAGACGUGUCUCACACCCUAAAGCUGCUUCGCACCUGUGCCAAAUACUACUACAACGGGACGCUGGGCGCCGACUGCUGGGACAUGAAUGCCAAAAGGAAGGACCAGCUCAAGUGUACGAACGUGCCUCGCAAAUGUACCAAGUACAACGCUGUUUACCAGAUCCUCCACUAUCUAGUGGACAAGGAUUUCCUAAGCCCAAAGACAGCUGACUAUGUCCUACCAGCUUUAAAAUAUAGCAUGCUCUUCUCUCCGACCGAGAAAGGAGAGAGCAUGAUGAACAUUUACCUGGAUAACUUUGAGAACUGGAACUCUUCUGAUGGUGUGACAACCAUCACAGGGAUUGAGUUUGGAAUAAAACACAGUUUGUUUCAAGAUUACCUGUUGAUGGAUACUGUGUAUCCUGCCAUAGCCAUUGUAAUUGUUUUGUUAGUUAUGUGUGUGUACACGAAGUCAAUGUUUAUCACGCUAAUGACUAUGUUUGCAAUAAUUAGCUCCUUGAUCGUUUCUUAUUUUCUGUAUCGGGUAGUAUUUAAUUUUGAGUUUUUUCCAUUUAUGAAUCUCACUGCUUUAAUUAUUCUUGUUGGAAUUGGAGCAGAUGAUGCUUUUGUCUUAUGUGAUGUUUGGAACUACACGAAAUUUGAUAAACCUCAUGCAGGAACUUCUGAGACAGUAAGCAUCACAUUGCAGCAUGCUGCUCUUUCCAUGUUUGUCACCAGUUUUACCACCGCUGCUGCCUUCUACGCUAACUACGUCAGCAAUAUCACAGCAAUCAGAUGUUUUGGUGUUUAUGCUGGCACUGCCAUAUUGGUGAAUUAUGUUUUGAUGGUUACGUGGCUGCCUGCCGUAGUUGUAUUACAUGAACGAUAUCUUCUCAAUAUUUUCAGUUGCUUUAAAAAACCUCACCAGAGGGUCUUCAGCAACAAAAGCUGCUGGACAGUGUUGUGCCAAAUGUUCCACAAGGUUAUUUUUGCAGUCUCGGAAGCAUCCAGGAUAUUUUUUGAAAAGGUUUUGCCAUGCAUUGUUAUCAAAUUUCGAUACAUUUGGCUUUUCUGGUUCCUUGCCUUAACGAUAGGUGGAGCAUAUAUUGUGUGUGUGAAUCCAAAGAUGAAACUGCCGUCGUUGGAGCUCUCUGAGUUUCAGGUAUUUAGGUCUUCUCACCCAUUUGAACGCUAUGAUGCAGAAUACAAAAAGCUUUUUAUGUUUGAACGUGUUCACCAUGGAGAGGAACUCCACAUGCCAAUUACAGUAAUCUGGGGUGUCAUUCCUGAAGAUAACGGGGACCCUUUAAACCCUAAGAGUAAAGGAAAGUUACAGCUGGAUAACAGUUUUAAUAUUGCCAGCCCAGCUUCGCAGGUUUGGAUUUUACGUUUUUGUCAGAAGCUGAGAAAUCAAACAUUUUUUUAUCAGACUGACGAACAAGACUUCACAAGCUGCUUUAUUGAGACAUUUAAGCAAUGGAUGGAAAAUCAGGACUGCGAUGAGCCAUCUCUUUACCCUUGCUGCAGCCACUGGAGCUUUCCAUACAAGCAAGAAGUUUUUGAAUUAUGUAUCAAGAGAGCCAUUAUGGAGUUAGAAAGAAGCACAGGGUACCAUUUAGAUAGCAAAACUCCCGGGCCUCGCUUUGACCUAAAUGACACUAUCCGGGCAGUGGUAUUGGAGUUUCAAAGCACCUACCUCUUCACGCUUGCUUAUGAGAAAAUGCAUCAGUUCUACACAGAGGUUGACUCCUGGAUUUCACAUGAGCUCAGCUCUGCUCCCGAGGGCCUCAGCAACGGCUGGUUUGUGAGUAAUUUAGAAUUUUACGAUCUUCAGGACAGCCUGUCUGAUGGUACUCUGAUUGCCAUGGGGCUUUCAGUUGCUGUUGCAUUUAGUGUGAUGCUUCUUACAACCUGGAAUAUAAUUAUAAGCCUUUAUGCAAUUGUUUCAAUAGCUGGAACUAUUUUUGUCACAGUAGGCUCUCUGGUUCUUCUUGGAUGGGAGCUCAAUGUGUUAGAGUCCGUCACUAUUUCCGUGGCUGUCGGCUUAUCCGUAGACUUUGCCGUUCACUACGGCGUGGCGUAUCGCUUAGCCCCUGACCCCGACCGAGAGGGCAAAGUCAUCUUCUCGCUGAGCCGCAUGGGCUCUGCUAUCGCCAUGGCCGCGCUCACCACAUUCGUAGCGGGCGCCAUGAUGAUGCCGUCCACGGUGCUGGCCUACACGCAGCUCGGCACCUUCAUGAUGCUGAUCAUGUGCAUCAGCUGGGCCUUUGCCACCUUCUUCUUCCAGUGCAUGUGCCGCUGCCUCGGGCCGCAGGGCACGUGCGGGCAGAUCCCGCCGCUGAGAAAGGGGCCUAGCCGGCAGUGUGGCUGCCCCGACGCCUACAAGCAGCUGGCCGUGGCGUGGAGCCCGCACUCGUGUCAGCAGUUCAGCGAGGCCUUCUGCCCCCAGUGCUGCCCCGUCCCCGGCGCCGUGCGGCUCCCUGGCGCCGCGGCUCCUCUUGGCGCCUUGCCGCAGGCCCCAGAGGGCUGCCUGCCCCCGGGCCCGCACAGCCUCCCCUGCGGCUGCCUUCAAGGAAGGCUCAAAAGAACCACGGCGCAGAACUCCCUGCCUAAAAAUUUUUUCCUCCAGUCGGUGCAACAGUUUCAGGCACAUCAGCGAAUAAACAGGACAGAUUCUUGUGGUUGUCAAAACCCGGAGGAAAACGUAAGAACUCUUCCAGAGGUGAUGAGCUCCUCGCAGUUUCUCUGCCACAAUGUGGGGCCUCUAAUAGUGCAUUGCUCUGAAUGUGAGAACAGCAUAGCAAGCAGCCAGAAGAAAGACCAGGGGGAUGGAAAGGGUGGUACAGAAGUAAACGGGGUUGAAAGCAAGAAAGCCUCCACAUCAAAGCAGAAGAAGAAAGCUGAGAGCAAAACUGCUGAGCCUUCCCUGCAGGACGAGCUUGGUUUGAAGGCUGAGCGGCCCGAUCCAAAACGCCUGCUGAGCCGGGCAGGGAGAGACGCUCGCUGUGAGGGUUGCCAUGAAAGUUCACGCUGCUGUAGCAAGGCUGUAGCAGCGAAGUGCAAUUCUGUUGACUGUCAUAUGCCAAACAUCGAAGCCAAUGUGCCUCCUCUGUUAAUGCGCCCAGAGCUUUCCAAUGAAAGUUUGUUAAUAAAAACACUAUAAUAAAUCUUUAAUUUGGCAAUCUUGUGUCUUUCAUUUAAAAGUACAUUUAAAACACUAAAGAGUAAAGUCCUGAUUAAAUUACUUAUAAUUUGCAUUUUGGAAGGAAAAAUGUGUUUUAUAGAACAAUUAACAUCUAGACACUUCAUAAAGCCAUUACGUGCAGUGAAACCUGAUACUGUCCAGAAUGGUUUUUGCUGUAACUCAGAAGAUAGAUUAUGCUUUACUUUUUGCUCCAGGGCACUUGAGUUUGA
Tinamus guttatus (white-throated tinamou) is the source of this 4505-nucleotide messenger RNA. Lineage: Eukaryota; Metazoa; Chordata; Aves; Tinamiformes; Tinamidae. The record is from RefSeq and is a predicted model, not a curated record.